This is a messenger RNA of Odontomachus brunneus, 1444 nucleotides long. It is a transcript of the gene mtTFB2, whose product is annotated as dimethyladenosine transferase 2, mitochondrial. Gene Ontology annotation, molecular function: rRNA (adenine-N6,N6-)-dimethyltransferase activity; mitochondrial transcription factor activity. The transcript has 3 exons. Bases 41 to 1387 code for a protein of 448 amino acids. NCBI's taxonomy places the organism in Eukaryota, Metazoa, Arthropoda, Insecta, Hymenoptera, Formicidae. Gene Ontology annotation, biological process: transcription initiation at mitochondrial promoter; rRNA methylation. Gene Ontology annotation, cellular component: mitochondrial matrix. The record is from RefSeq and is a predicted model, not a curated record.
UAAGAAAAUUGCGUGUGCAAAGGUAGAUAUUGAAUGUAAAAUGUUAUGCAAAAUGUUACGCAAAAAUCUUUUAUCUAUGAUAAGUGACAGCUUAUUGAAAAGAAAUAAAUGUAUUGUGAAUGUUGCGUGUCACUCUGUGUUAAGCAAAGGUACACAUGUCGAUUCUGAAAAACCAGAAAACACCACCAUGAAGAAGUUGAAUAAUAAAAUUGAGAAAAUCAAGUUGAAUACAACAAAAGUAGGGAGCAAGUCUACAAGCAGAGAUGAGAAAUAUGACCUCACUGAGUAUCUAGCGGAUAAUCUUGAUUCAGAAAUAAUUAAUAUAUGCUUAAAUAUAUCCAGGAAAACGGAUGGAAGUGAUAGGAAUUUAUUAUGCUUGGUUGACAGUCGUGUGGCUGCAGAGUUUGUUUCUAUCAUCAUAGAUGAUCUCUUGAAGGACACAUGUUUCGUCGCUGAAUUGAAUCCUAGUGUUGGUAUGUUAACUACAGAAUUGUUGAAAGCUGGUGUACCGCUGAUUCAUCUGUAUGAGGAAAGGAAGGAAUUUGAUUCGAUAUUGAAGAAUCUGAGCGAUAGUUAUCCUGGCAGAUUGGAUCGAAGAAGAUUCAAUCUUUUCAAAAUGAACACCCUAAUGUACCUUGAUAAGAUAACAAAUAGAGAUAGCAUGAUCAAAGUUUUUCAAGGGGUGAAAAGCAAGAAAUGGGAAGACAAAUGUAUGCAAGUGAUUGGUGCGACAAGCAAUAUGACAUUCAUGAGACAUAUUAUAUACAGUCUAUUGUUUCGCAAUUCAUUUAUGACUCAUGGAAGGACUGUCUUCUACAUGGCAGUACCACCGACCAUGUGGAAUAAAUAUACUUGUGACAACAGACAGAAUACUACAAUAAAGCUGCUAUUCCAACUGAUGUUCAAUUACAAACUCCUGGGGAAAUUAAAGAGGAAAGCUUUCUUACCUUGGCUGAAAAAGAAAAGAAAGAAGAAAAUAAGGUCACGAGAAAGUGAAAUACUGGAUGAGAUGGAUUACAAUGAAAUGUUUGUUGUAAAAGUUGAACCAAAAAUCGACAUAUACUCGAGACUGUCGCAAGAAGACUGGAUAAAAUUUUGGUACUUUAUCAGACAUACUAUGUAUAGACGCACUAACAGAGUGAUACCCGAAAUUGAAAAAUGGAUACCAGGCAGUGGAGUAAGGAUAAUAGCACAAUGUAGCUAUACAAUAUUCACAGAAUUUGGUGAUUUGACGCCCGAGGAAUAUUUAAAGCUCUUCAAGGAAUUUCAAUCGUGGCCGGAGUAUAAAACGUCUAGUUUUCUCGAAUCUAUGAAGGAUGCUCUAAGUACGUUCGACGAAACGACAAUUUUGCAGUUCAUUGCCAAAAAUGACAAUAUGCACGAUUAGUUUUACAGUGUAUUUCUCUCUAUGCAUACGUGAAUACUAAAAGCUUAUUUCUUUUUU